Molecule: messenger RNA, 783 nt
Organism: Elaeis guineensis (African oil palm)
Lineage: Eukaryota; Viridiplantae; Streptophyta; Magnoliopsida; Arecales; Arecaceae
Source: RefSeq, a predicted model, not a curated record
AUGAGCAUAUGUUUUGAAUUAUUAUUGACGGAGUAUAUUGGCGCACUAACGGGGCCCGGAUGUACCCAUCUCCAGAUCUAUCAUGUGAUUCAGACGGUCCGAAACUCUGGAUCUAGCAGGACUGUUUUUGUAUCUUUUGGGGGCGAACGAACUGAUUGUGACCUUGUGGCAAAAGAGAUCCAAUGUGAUCAAGAGCCCUAUUUUAAGGGUUCGCUUCACAGGCCUUAUGCUCCGUUGCAUUAAUUCUUAAGCCUUCCUCGAGCGUUAAUUCCCGACCCCUUCGUUUUCCAUUGGAUCUCCCUCUCCCACACACGGACGCGCGCGCACGUGCACACGGACUGAUGGGGUUUUUGUCCUGGUGGAGGGGGAAGCGAGGCACCGCCGCGACGGGCGGCGCUGCGGCCGCCGUCUCAAAUCCAGAGCCUUCGGCUCCGCCCACAGGAAAUGCCGCCGCAAUGAACGGGGCGGUGGAGGUGCGGCGGCCAUCGGACGUGACCGUGUUCGAGUUCGGGUCGGCGAUGGCCUCCGGCGAUGGGGUGACGCUGGCCGGGUACUGCCCGGUCUCCGACGAGCUCGAGCCGUGCCGGUGGGAGAUCCUCCCAGCUACCGGUUCCGUUGCCCCUCAGUUCCGGGUACUCUUCUGAUUGAUGGGCACCAGAACUCCGAAAGAGAUUCUAUGGAUCAUAAUCAAAUUGCACCUGCAUUUAAAAGGGAGACCAAUUGCACUUCAUGACUAAAACAGCCUGGAGAAAGGAGAAAGAAGAACAAAAAGGUAAUGGCGAC